Molecule: messenger RNA, 703 nt
Organism: Pseudomassariella vexata
Lineage: Eukaryota; Fungi; Ascomycota; Sordariomycetes; Amphisphaeriales; Pseudomassariaceae
Exons: 2
Coding region: 53-703 (216 amino acids)
Source: RefSeq, a predicted model, not a curated record
GCGAUCUCAAAUAUAAAGCGGAAACCUCGACCUCGAGGCUCAGCAAUUUCCCAUGGACUCUUCCGUAUGCGGCCCCCUCUUCUUCUACCGCGAGCGCCACCCACGCACUGGCUUCCUCUCCCAAUGGUUCAACCAGCCCUUUCGGGACCCCUCGUCUUCGCAACUCGAGAUCUACCCAACAGCAGAACACUACAUGAUGCACCACAAAGCCCUGCUCUUCAACGACACUGAAAACGCGGCGGCAGUUCUGCACGCGACCACGCCCCGGGACGUCAAAGCGAUUGGACGCCGCGUGAGGGGAUUCGACAAGGAUAUUUGGGAGCGGGAGCGGGAGGGCAUUGUGAGGAGGGGAAAUUAUCUCAAGUUUACGUAUCCGGUUGCUGCUGCCGAAGAAGAUAAAGGCCGGCAGGUUGGCUGGAGGUUGGGGGAUGUGAGUAAUGCUGUAGUGGUGCGCAGUACGAGUUUCCGGGAGGCGUUGUUGGCCACGGGGGACCGGGAGUUGAUAGAGGCGAGCCCGUGGGAUGGGAUUUGGGGGAUCGAGUUCAGCGAGGAGGAUGCGUCAAAGCACACCAGCCGGGAACGCUGGGGCCUGAAUCUGCUGGGGAAGUGUUUGACGGCUGUUAGAGAGGAGUUCAAACAGGACAAAUUGAACAGCGAGGGGAAAGCCAGAAGUUCAGAUGGCCAGCCUGCCAAAAACGAAUGA